GCACUAGAAUUAUGGAGCCUGCCUUCUGCUUUUUGAAGUGUAUUUUUUUACAGAACUGAUGUUAACAGCUGUUUCUGAACUUCAGUCCCAGGCUGCUUGUGCUAAGAAGCCAGUGCAGCCACCCACCCUUGGCGUUCAUCUCCAUGCAGCAGCAGAGGAGCUGAGGCACUAAUGCCUUGAAACCUUCAGUUUUAUUCUUUCUUGACUUGCUAAAGAGUAGCCCAAUUCUUCAGGACUUCCAGCAGUGUGAAAUGUAAUCAGAGUUUUAGUGCAUUUGUGUACCAGAGUGAUGACCACUGUAGAAGGUGAAUGCUAAUUACUUUAAGUUCUUUUUUGUGCUUGGCUAUCUGAAGUUAGCCCCCUCAGCCAUUAGAUCCAGUUACCUCUCAUAUUUCUGUUUACAAGUUUUGUCAAAGUAUCAAGAUGUUGCAAGGGGUUUGGACAUGUAAUUCUCCUUGUUUCCACUCAUGUAGUUAAUCAGUGUAAAGGCCUGAAGGGAGGACACAGGUUAUUUGAUCCAAUGGCCUGGUAACAGAUUUUUUUUUUUUCUUUUACCCUACUGCUUCUAUGUUUAGAGUUUGAUUCUGUGCCAUGAAUGUCAACUGUGAGAUUUCUUUGAUUCAUCACACAUUUUCCAUCUCUUAAAUGUCGCUGAUUUAAGCAAUGGACUAAUGCCCUUUUAUUACUCCUCACUAGUUGUCAAGAAGAAGCAAAAUUAUACUAGUGUGCAUGAAGCAGUGAAAGCUGGGGAUGUAGAACAGCUUGCAUUGAUGAUAAAAAGUGGAGCCAGUAUUAAUGAGGUGGAUGUAGUUCACAAAUUCACACCCUUGCAGUGUGCUGCUCACGUGGGAAGUCUGGAGUGCCUUCAGUGGUUGCUGUGGCAUGGAGCUGACACCACACAUGUGACUGUGAGAGGCUGGACAGCGGCUCACCUGGCAGCCAUCCGAGGGCAGGAUGCCUGCAUGCAGGCCCUGUUACUGAACGGAGCAGACGCAGCAGCUCGGGACGAGCGCGGGUGCACGGCCUCGCACCUGGCUGCAGCCCACGGGCACUCGUACACCCUGCAGACCCUGCUGCGCACCGGGGUGGAGGCAAAUGUUUCAGAUGGGAAUGACUGGAAACCUGUUCAUUAUGCUGCUUUUCACGGUCGCUUGGGGUGUUUGCAGCUUCUUGUUCGAUGGGGAGCAUGUGUAGAUGAUGUGGAUAACAAUGGAAACCUUCCAGCACAUCUGGCAGCAGUGGAAGGACACUUGCAUUGCUUUAAGUUCUUGGUCGGGAAAAUGUCCAGUGUUAUGCAGACUCUGAAAGCCAGGAAUGACCAUGGAGAGACUCCAAGAGACUUGGCUGAACGGUUUUAUAAAGAUAAUAUUCUGCAAUAUAUUGAUGGUGUGGAAAAAGAGGAGGAACAUCCAGAGAUGCAGGAAGUUUUAGCUUUCCCAGCUCAUGAUGCUGCUUUCAAAGGGGACUUGUUAGUGGUUAGAAGACUAGUGAGAAGUGGAGUAAUCAAUAUUAAUGAGCGGGACGAUAAGGGAUCCACUCUCCUGCACAAAGCUGCUGAACAGGGACAUAUCCAUUGCUUACAGUGGUUGGUUGAAAUGGAAGCUGACUGUGACAUUACAAAUGAUGCUGGAGAGACUCCAAAGGAUGUAGCCAAGAGAUUUGGCCAUCUGGCAGCUGUGGAACUUUUGGCACCAAGAACUGCAAACAAUAACUCUAGCGAUGAAGAACUAGAUGCAAACAACAUAAAGUUUUUUGAAACACAUGGUGUGGAAGGGAGUACAGAUAGCAAAGAAGAUUUAACCCUGGAUAAAGCAGAGAAAAGGAAUGCACGCAUAAGGGCCUAUAACAAGAUUAAAGAACUUCAGCGACUUCUAGAAAUUGCCUACAGCAACUACAGACAGCUGGGGGGAAUAACUGAAGAGGAGAGGAAGAUGAAAACAGAAGAAAGGAAAGCUGAGAAGGCUGUGAGGGAGCUGGAGGCCCAGCUGGAAUAUGAGCGAGUCAGGCGGGAGAAGCUGGAGAGCCAGCUGGACGAUUAUCGUGCUGAGAUAAACCAGCUCCGAGAGGGCAGGGGGAACACCCGCACCGUCUCUGCUGCCUCCGCGAAAGCUGAGACAAUGGCCAAGUCUUGCAAAGACAAGAAGAAAAUAAAGAAGCAGCCAGCCUGCAGCCCAGGAGGAGCAAGACUACGCUGAGGAACGAACCUCAAAGGAGGGGCAGCAGACUGUGGAGGAAAUUAGCUGCAAACAGAUGGAAGAAUGUACCAACUCUAGAGCAGAGCCUCCUAAACCUCCCGGAUUGCUGCAGGUGCGACAGAACAAUUCCAGAAGCCAAUGGCUGUCUCAGAUGCCGUAGCCUGCACAGCAGCACAGCCGCAGUGCUGAGAUGGGAGGUCCUGCACAGCAGCCUGAGGAGCUGUGUUUUCAGGGACACAUCCCAACAACUAUGCUGGAAGCCUCAGAGCAACACAGGCUACAGGGGCUUUUACUACUGUCACUGGAAACUGCACUACAGGAGAGCUGGCUGCACCAGAGCUCACAUUAGACAGCACAGGUUUCCCAUGGAACCAAAGUGACAGCAAAUUUGAAAACAAGCUGUCAAACACAGCAGCAUUCCUGAAGCCUGACAAGCUGUCCUUUGGAUUAGUUACAUUGCUGUUUCAAUUAGUGUUAGAAUAAAACUAAUCACCUUUUCUUUUGAACUUAUUCUCACUUCCAAAUAUAAUGCAUUACUCUCUUUUUAUCCAGCUCCUACACAAUAAAACCUUCACUGGUUACAUAUAUAUUGAGAAGACUAAUCUCAAAUCAGACUGAAAUUUGUUCUGCUUGGCAGGGGAAAGUACAAGCGCUGCCAUACUGAAAUUGUGUGUGGAGACUCAAUCGGAGGCUGAACUGGUCACUCUCAGACCAGUCCUGAAUGAUAACAAACUUUCAGGCUAAUGUAAAGGACCCCAGCAAAACAUCUGUAGCAACUCCAUCACAUCAAUCAAUGGCUGCUGCAGCAAGCAGAGGUACUGUCAAACUGGGUAAGGUAUUUAGGCUUUCAGUUUUUUUAAACCCAUGUCCAUAUUUGCCCUAAUCCCACUUCUGGGCACAAUCCUAGUCCUACUGUGGCAUGCUCCCACCUCCUCUGUGUUCUCUAUCACAUUUCUUCCAGCUAGAGGGGGGAGGGAAAUCUCCUCCACCCAAUCCAGGCUGUCUGAUGCUACAGACAUGCUGUCUCUUUUAGAAUAUACUCCUGGAAAGAAUUUUAUACAUCCACAAUCCAGUACCAGUACUCACCUCCUUGCCUAUCACAUACCUGCCAAAUAGCGAAUGGUAUCAAGUUUAUUCGAUUCCAUGAGCGUUUUUAAGGAAGCUAUUUCAGUGUCAAUUUUAUUACUGAUUUCUGAGAUAAUGCCAUUGGUAUGUGCAUCCUGAAAUAUUAAAAGUAUAUAUUUGACAAUGGUCUCUAACCCCUUCAACUUUCCAAAGCUCAACUAAAAUACUAUGGUAUCAGAAAUAAGAAGCAAUUUCCAACCUAUCUCUGCUAAGAGACAUUAGAAGACAGAGAACAUUGCUUUAUACAAUCCAGGAAGUUUGCUGAAGGGAUAGAGACAGAAAAAAAGAAAACUCCAAUGAUCAUAGAAUCACAGACUGGCUUGGGUUGGAAGGGACCUUAAGACCAGCCCCCCUGCCAUGGGCAGGGACACCUUUCACUAGACCUAACUAGGUUUGUGAGAGCCCCUUCCAGUCUGGCCUUGAACACUGCCAUGGAUGGGGAGUCCACAACCUCUCUGGGCAACCUGUGCCAGUGUCUCACCACCCUCAAGACACAGACUUUGUCUCUGAUGUGCCAGUGGCUCCUAAAAUAGAUAAUCUACAGCACACAGAACAGUAUUCCUGCAUUUUUGAAAAACAAAGGUUUAAGCAUUCACAAGGCAUAUUGCAAAAAUGGAAGAUAUGCUCAAUAUGGGACAUUGUCCCUCUUCAGCCUCUUAGACUUUGCUGUCCUCCAGCAGCUUUGAGGACUUGCAGCUCUUGAAUUGCUUGGCUGUAAGCACCUACACCAUCCCUGUGGCACAGCUCAUCAGUUAAUACUGGGAAAAGGGCAGCAUGAUAGCUCAUGUCCCACCUGUGCCAGCCACAAGGUACUUGGGAAGUGAGGGACAAGGCUGGAGCACCUCCCUCUGCUGACUGGAGUUUAGCGUGAAUCCCACAGGCAAGAAACACAACAGCCCUAUGUGAUAGAGCCUGGCCUUUUGCUUUACCAUACCCAAAAUGUAUUAGCUUUCACCAAAGUUUGGGGUUUACAUAACAUGCAAUGCAUAAGUAUAUUCUGCUUCGUUCACUACUUACUUUUUUAUGAAACUCUGUAGUUGCUUCCAUCAGUUUCCUCUCCUGAUCUGUAAACUGUGGAUAAAAGAUAAAUCACAACUCUAGCAACAGAAACACAACACAGAGCUAAUAAGGGCAUCUUCACAGACCACUUACCAUAUCUGUCACCCUGCUCCUCUCCAGGUUUAUGUCUAGCUUGCUGUCAGCUCGGAUUUUUCCUGUUUCAGUCUUUAAAACAAAUUAAGAUUAUGAAAAUAGCUAUUUAUUUUCUCUAAUGGGAGUGUGUGGAUAUUUGGUGUUUACUUACCAUUAGCUGCUGUUUAACUUGAUCUAAUUCAAUUUUCAUUUUCUAAGUGCAAAGGAGAAAAAAAAUUUUUACAAAUUCAGGGAAAUUAAACAAAUUAACAAAUGAUGUGUUAGCUCUGCAUCCAUGCAAUUAUUCUUCCCCAUUUUUCCUCCCAAUGGGGCAAUUUGUUCUUGAUUAAAUAUCCUAACCAAUGUGUUUGGAUAUACAGGCAUAUAUAAUCUAAUGGGAAUUUAGUUCAAAAUAAAGGAAUUCUUUUGUAACAA
Parus major (Great Tit) is the source of this 4886-nucleotide messenger RNA. RefSeq names its product ankyrin repeat domain 42 (gene ANKRD42). The transcript has 13 exons. Gene Ontology annotation, molecular function: protein binding. The coding region runs from base 672 to 2195 and encodes 507 amino acids. NCBI's taxonomy places the organism in Eukaryota, Metazoa, Chordata, Aves, Passeriformes, Paridae. The record is from RefSeq and is a predicted model, not a curated record.